AUGCUUCUUCUCGGACUCCUCACCCCCCUUCUCGGCCUUGCUGCCGCUGCCCCCAACCCCAAUGCUCCCUCCAAAGUCAAGAUCCACGGUGUGAGUCUCCUUGGAACUGGCUGCCCUGCUGGCACUGCCGAUGUCCAAGUUGAUGCCACCGGUACCCUCUUUGAGGCUACCUUCUCUGCCUACGAGGUGCAAACCGGUCCUGGCACCAAGGCCAUUGACUGGCGAAAGAACUGCAAGCUUACUCUCAACAUGGAGUUUAGCUCUGGUUUCCAAUUCUCCAUCCUCGACACUGACAUGAUUGGAUUUGCUGAAAUCCCCAAGGGUGCCAAGGGCCAGUGCACAAACACCUUCUCCUUCACUGGAAACCCACAGAUGGUCAACUACAAGAUCAACCUUCCUGGUCCCUACAGCGGAAACUUUGAUCUCCAGUCUCGUGCUGGUAUCGAGUCCUGGUCGCCCUGCGGUGGCAGCACUGCCAUCCUCAACAUGAACACUGCUUGUGCCCUUUCCCCCACUCACCUCCCAGCUCUCAUUGCUGUCGAUCACAUCAGCGGCAAGCUCGUGGUCAAGUUCUCCGUCCACUGGCGCCGCUGCCACAAGUAA
Molecule: messenger RNA, 603 nt
Organism: Pochonia chlamydosporia 170
Lineage: Eukaryota; Fungi; Ascomycota; Sordariomycetes; Hypocreales; Clavicipitaceae
Exons: 3
Coding region: 1-603 (200 amino acids)
Source: RefSeq, a predicted model, not a curated record